Molecule: messenger RNA, 819 nt
Organism: Phodopus roborovskii (desert hamster)
Lineage: Eukaryota; Metazoa; Chordata; Mammalia; Rodentia; Cricetidae
Product: double homeobox protein 4C-like
Exons: 2
Coding region: 1-819 (272 amino acids)
Molecular function (GO): DNA binding
Source: RefSeq, a predicted model, not a curated record
AUGGCAGGAGUCAGCAGUGUGGGGAACAGUCCCGUGGCCCGGGAAUCCCGGGCAUCCCGGCGCAGAAAGAUCAUCUGGAAUGGUAUGCAGAAAGAGGCCCUCGUGAGAGCUUUCGCCAAGAGCCCUUACCCAAGCUUCAGGGCCAGGGAGCAACUGGCCAGGGAAAUCGGCUUGCCAGAGUCGCGGGUCCGGGUGUGGUUUCAGAACCGCCGAAGUCGCACAGGGCUGGUGAGGCAAGGCCCGAAGCCCUCGACAGCCCUAAGUGUCGCAGAGCCCCUGCAGCCUCACGAAGAGUCCGGUGCCAGGCUGAAAGGUAGAAGAAGCAACCCGUCGGGACGCAGAAGGCUUCGCACUCGACUCAGCUCCACACAGUUGAUCAUCUUAAGACAAGCUUUUGAGAGGCAGCCCUACCCGGGCUUUGCUGUCAGGGAGGAGCUCGCCCAAAGGACCGGUUUGCCUGAAGACACCAUCCACAUAUGGUUUCAGAACAGAAGAGCACGCCACCGAGCUGCUGGCAAGGACAGCUUGUUGCCACGGUCUGCUGCACGAGAUGACGGCACACGGGAUUUGACUCUCACCUGCCCACCAACCUCCUCCGGAAUCUCCUGGACAGCAGCGCCACAGCCCUCCUCUCCAGCAGACCGGCCAGAGGCACGUGAAGUUGCAAGGCUCUCUCCUGAUCCCAUGCUGGCAGGAAAACAAACUGACCAAGAGGCGAGGGACACUCUGGAUCUCUUUGACCCAUGGGAGCAGAUUCAGCCAAGCCUCGAGGGCCCUCUUGACGAAGAAGAAUACCAGGCUCUCCUGGAUCAGCUCUGA